Messenger RNA from Puntigrus tetrazona (Sumatra barb), 3431 nucleotides. RefSeq names its product gamma-aminobutyric acid type A receptor subunit beta2a (gene gabrb2a). Gene Ontology annotation, molecular function: GABA-A receptor activity; neurotransmitter receptor activity; extracellular ligand-gated monoatomic ion channel activity. Bases 330 to 1889 code for a protein of 519 amino acids. Gene Ontology annotation, biological process: chemical synaptic transmission; monoatomic ion transmembrane transport; signal transduction. Gene Ontology annotation, cellular component: synapse; GABA-A receptor complex; neuron projection. The record is from RefSeq and is a predicted model, not a curated record. Lineage: Eukaryota; Metazoa; Chordata; Actinopteri; Cypriniformes; Cyprinidae. The transcript has 10 exons.
CCGCGAUAAACUCUCGAUUGGAGACCGGAAGUUCGCCCGACUAAACCCCAUCGCGUCACCUUCCAGGUUCCGCGUUCACACGCGGGACUAAAAAUGCUGCAUGAAGAUCACCUGAUGUCUUCUUCUUCUCUUGACUCGGUUUAUUCAGUCGUCCCUUUAAUUUUUCCCCCGCAAUGGAAACAGCUCAUCCAGCAUCAUCAGGAGCUGCUCUUUGAUCUGGAGCUGGCGUGUGCGCAUGCGCAGCUCAUUGCCUUCGCUGCACUGGCUUCAGUAAGUUGGAUGCGCGCUGUCUUCAUCAUCACAUCCAAAAGCCCAUCAAAACUGUUGCGAUGGAGAGUAUCGGAAAAACCCCGCACAUCUUCCUGCUGUGUCCGCUGAUCGUGGCCGUGGCGUGCGCGCAAAGUAUCAGAGACCCGAGCAAUAUGCCGGUGGUCAAAGACACCGUGGACAGACUCAUGAAAGGAUACGACAUUCGGCUGAGGCCAGAUUUCGGAGGCGCUCCGGUGGCGGUAGGGAUGAAUAUAGACAUAGCCAGCAUAGACAUGGUGUCCGAAGUAAACAUGGACUACACCCUCACCAUGUAUUUCCAGCAGGCCUGGCGAGACAAGCGCUUGUCGUACUCGGAGAUCCCUCUCAACCUAACUUUGGAUAACCGCGUGGCUGACCAGCUGUGGGUGCCCGACACCUACUUCCUCAACGAUAAGAAAUCCUUCGUUCACGGGGUGACGGUGAAGAACCGGAUGAUCCGCCUGCACCCUGACGGCACCGUGCUCUACGGGUUAAGGAUCACCACCACCGCCGCCUGCAUGAUGGACCUGAGGAGAUACCCGCUGGACGAGCAGAACUGUACGCUGGAGAUCGAGAGCUACGGCUACACCACAGAUGAUAUCGAGUUUUACUGGCGAGGAGGAGACGGGGCUGUUUCUGGGGUGGAGAGGAUCGAGCUGCCGCAGUUCUCCAUCGUGGACUACAAGCUCAUCUCCAAGAACGUGGUUUUCUCCACAGGUUCUUAUCCUCGUCUGUCUCUGAGUUUCAAACUCAAGAGGAACAUUGGUUACUUCAUCCUGCAGACCUACAUGCCCUCGAUCCUGAUCACCAUCCUGUCCUGGGUGUCCUUCUGGAUCAACUACGAUGCUUCUGCUGCCCGCGUGGCUUUAGGUAUCACCACCGUGCUGACCAUGACCACCAUUAACACUCACUUGCGAGAGACCCUUCCCAAGAUUCCCUAUGUGAAAGCCAUAGACAUGUACCUGAUGGGCUGCUUUGUCUUUGUGUUCCUGGCUCUGCUGGAGUACGCCUUCGUCAAUUACAUCUUCUUCGGGAGAGGACCUCAGCGGCAGAAGAAAGCGGCGGAAAAAGCCGCCACGGCCAACAACGAGAAACUCAGGCCCGACCCCAACAAGUGGUUGGUGGGAAGUGUAGUUCAGAGAGACGAUGCUCUCUAUGCCAGAAUGAAACAGAGGGAAAUUGACGGGUAUGACUCGAUGUGGGAUCCGAUCUUUGCGGAGGAUGCAGCAUUAGGACUAGGCGAUCAAAGACUUAAGAUGACCCCCGAUGAUAUCCGGCUGACCACGGUUGAGAUGAAGAACGAAAUGGGUCCGUCUGAUCUGUCCCGGGGUCUGGGUGACCCGCGUAGCACCAUGCUAGCCUACGACAGCUCCACCCUUCAGUACCGCCGGCCGGCCAUGGCUCGGCAAAACUAUGGCCACAGCGCUCUGGAGCGCCACGCCACCCAGAAGAAGAGCCGGCUCAGGAGACGGGCUUCCCAGCUCAAGGUCAACAUCCCGGACCUGUCCGACGUCAACUCCAUCGACAAGUGGUCGAGGAUGAUCUUCCCCACCGUGUUUUCCUUCUUCAACAUAGUUUACUGGCUUUACUACGUGCAUUAAAAGGAUCCGGGGCGCGGAAACGGACCAAACCAGAAAACAAGGAAGAGUUUAAAAAAAAGAGAAUAAAACAAUACACCUUUUGCUGAUUUAUUUCAAACAUAUAGCGGAAAGACUGAGGAAAGACGGUCAGAGUUUAAAAAAAAAAGAGAAAAUCAGGAUUUCGUUUUUUCCGUUCGUAAAAGACACACAACCGGAGGUAAAAAACAAAACAAAAAAACAAACAAAAAAAAAACACGCAGUACAGGGCUUGUUCCAGAGUUUCAAUAUACCACUUCUAUUUGUCAUAUGUAGAUUACUCUGUGGAUCAAAUAUUUAUGCUUGUCUUUGCAUAUAUUUUAAGGAUUUGUUUUUUGGGUUAGUAUAUGUUUACUUCGUAGCCAACUGCAUCCGAGAAAGCUUUACACAAGGAGUCGGUCGUGAAAGUCUAUUUUCCUAUAGUUAAGCUGUAUAUCAGAUCUCUUUUAAAAAGCAUGCUUUGGUUUGUUUUCUUUAUCUCUUGCAGAGAGCUGGAGCACAAUGCAUUUUCAUUUGACGCUUCUUCUGUUCUUUCCAAUGAGUUUGCAGGAUGCAAUGCAAAGACUCUGUCAGGAAGCCAUACAGGGUAUUUUCACAACAGGUCCUUUUACUAUUGCUUUUUUUUUUCUUUUUCUUUUUUUUUUAGCGAUUUUUUUGAUGUCGGGCCAAAAAGGAAACUCAGCCCUAUUAAAACAAAGGUUUUAUGUGAUGCAGGGGAUAUGUGAACAGGCUGGGCCACGAUGAAGGACGUAUAUGUAUCCCAUGGACAGGGACGGACUGACAUGGACCAUUACCCUGGUGGAUGGACUCUCUGUCCGCUCCGGCUGUGUCUACAGCACCUAGGCCGUGUAAAUGCUAAACAGUCCUCAUCUCUACACUGUAUAAACUUUGUGCGGUGAGCCGCUGAGGGUUACCGGCUGUUUAACAUCUCUCUCUCGAGUGUCUCGAGAUCGGACGAGGCGAGCGAACCUCAACGAAGAAAGACGCAAUAUAUCUGUAAACCAUUAACACUAUCGAUAGAUAUAAGUUGAAAACUAGUAGCUGAUAUUACAUCAUGGUUAAAAAAGAAAAAAGACAAAAAAAGAAACUUUCUGAUUCAAUAGUUAUAAUAUCAGAUGUUAAUGUUAUGGUUCAUUAUUUAAACGUAUUUUUUGGUGUAUUAGAUUUCUUAAUGUCGAAGACUUUGGUUGAUGAGAAAAAAUAAAUUCUUGCUUCGUAAUAAUCGGGCGGAAGGAUCCGAAAACUUUUUUCAAAGGCCUCAAAGCGCACCAGUUGAAUUUGAGCGAGAAGCCGAUCGUUGCUACUCUGAAAUUUAUGCUAACUGUCACUUCAGUUCACUAACAAUACGUGAAGGAUCUGGAUCAUACAAUCAAGGCAUCUGUCAGGCAAUUUUGUAUAAAAUCCUGUAAAUUAUAAUGAUAUUUCAUAAUGACCUGUAAAUAUAUAUAUUGUGUAAUGAUUGUCAACAAUAAUGAAAAUGUAUCUAAAUUAAAUUAUUAAAGCUCAAUGAAGCUUAUAUCUCUUAAA